Trichechus manatus latirostris (Florida manatee) is the source of this 1566-nucleotide messenger RNA. RefSeq names its product malate dehydrogenase 1B (gene MDH1B). Bases 1 to 1566 code for a protein of 521 amino acids. The transcript is spliced from 12 exons. Gene Ontology annotation, biological process: tricarboxylic acid cycle; malate metabolic process; oxaloacetate metabolic process. The record is from RefSeq and is a predicted model, not a curated record. Lineage: Eukaryota; Metazoa; Chordata; Mammalia; Sirenia; Trichechidae. Gene Ontology annotation, molecular function: L-malate dehydrogenase (NAD+) activity.
AUGGCUAAAUUCGUGCUUGCGGGUAGAGCAGAUUGUCCAUAUUACGCUAAAGCGGAACUUCUGGCAGACUAUUUGCAGAAGAAUCUUCCUAAUUUUAGGAUACAUAAAAUUACACAACAUCCUGACAUUUGGGAGGAGUGGCUGAAAGAUGUGUGUGAAAAGAAUAAGUGGAGUCACAAAACUUCUCCCAUCAUCUGGAGAGAGCUGUUGGAUCGCGGCGGAAAGGGUAUUCUUCUGGGAGGCUAUAAUGAGUUCCUGGAGCAUGCCCAGCUUUACUAUGGUGUCACCUCUAGCAUGACAAGUGAGCUGAUGCUGAUAGUUGCUAAAGAAAACCUGGGGACACAUAUAGAAAAAGAGCUUGAGGAAGAAUCCCUCAAAGGACUCAUCAGCCCCCUGCAGGUCUGGAUCACCAGUGCAUCAACUCCUGCCAGCUACAACCUGAUUCCUUUAUUGACAAGUGGUGAGGUGUUUGGGAUGCAUACGGAAAUUAGCAUAACUUUAUUUGACAACAAGCCCGGAAACAAACUCACAUCCGUACUGUUGGAGAGCCAGGACCUGGUAGCGCCCGUCCUCCGGAGCGUCAGGAUCUGCACUCGAGUGGAGGAGGCCUUCCACCAGGCCCACGUGAUCAUCAUCCUGGAUGACAGCACUGACAAGGAGGUGCUCAGCCUAGAAGAAGGCAUCCGGAGCAGGGUUCCUCUGUGCAGGCUCUAUGGAUACCUGAUUGAGAAAAAUGCCCAUGAAUCCGUCAGAGUUAUUGUGGGAGGAAAAACCUUUGUGAAUCUUAAAACAGCCUUGCUUAUGAGAUACGCCCCAAGUGUCGCACACAACAUUAUCGCUGUGGCAUUGGGGGUAGAAGGGCAAGCUAAAGCUGUGCUGGCCAGAAAAUUGAAAACCACUUCGGCAGGCAUCAAAGAUGUGAUAAUUUGGGGUAAUAUUAGUGGAAAUAACUAUGUCGAUCUGAGGAAAGCCAAGGUCUACAGAUAUGAGAGUGCCGUUUGGGGACCCCCUCACUAUUCACGCCCUGUUUUAAACUUGAUUUUUGAUAGUGAGUGGUUAAACAAAGAAUUUGUGACAACUCUGAAAAACUUAUCAGCCACAGGAAAACAAUUUGGAGGCAUUUUGUCUGCACACAGUAUAGCCACUACCUUGAAAUACUGGUACCAUGGCUCACCACCUGGGGAGAUUGUGUCUUUAGGAGUACUGAGUGAAGGCCAGUUUGGUAUUCCUGAAGGGCUUGUCUUUUCUAUGCCUGUGAAAUUUGAGAAUGGAAGUUGGGUGGUUCUUACAGAUCUUGAAGAUAUUGAAAUAAAUGAACAAAUAAUGACCAGAAUGACAAGUGAUAUAAUUCAGGAAAAACUUGUUGCGCUUGGAGAUGUGUUAUAUUUUGAACCAUACCAGUCAGAACAUAAAUAUAGCUUAUACUCUGAUCUAGUCCAAGAAGAAGAAAAAGAUCUAGCUUUAUCAGAUAUGGAUUUUUUAGAUCUGGUUCCUCAAAGCAUCCCAGAAAAGACAUACAAUCCAGUACCCACAGAUGACUUUGAAGACAAAAGAGUGGAACAGUAA